Molecule: messenger RNA, 582 nt
Organism: Linnemannia hyalina
Lineage: Eukaryota; Fungi; Mortierellomycota; Mortierellomycetes; Mortierellales; Mortierellaceae
Source: the annotation of a GenBank genome assembly
AUGAUUAGUAAGCUGGUGUCGAGAAUCUUGACUAGAACGGCUCUCAGGGAGUUGAUGGAUCGGACGGACUCAGCCGCUCAGGGAAAUAUCUUCGAGCGGUAUAUGAUGACUGUUUUCAGCGAGACAUUCAAGUCGCGACGUCUCUCUGAAUGGCCGCAUCAGCCCCCGAUCUUGGAGAUGAGCCCUGAUCUUGCCGGCGAGGUGGAGAUUAUGAAGCUGCAUCAGAGUUCAUCAAAACUCUACAAGAAGCUCUGGGAAAAGGCACUGGCCACGGUUUCGGCGUCUUGCAUUCAGGACCAUGCCAAGAAUUUCCGGAACUUCUGCCCUGACAACAUCUUCAUCAGCAUGGUUGUCGCCUACCCCAUGAUAUGUGCUCCCAAGUUGCCACCAGCCAUCGAUGUCCCCGAGAAGGACGCGCAUGGCAUGCAGCAGGUCGUGAUACGUGUCAGCGACACCAACUUUGGCCAGAUCUUUCCCAAAGAGCAUGUCAAGUUCAUUGACAGGCUCAAGAACGCCGGAAAACGAGCAGCCGACGACGUUGACAGUGAUGACGAAGACCGUCCUAAAAAGCUAAGGAUAUGA